This is a messenger RNA of Bursaphelenchus okinawaensis, 740 nucleotides long. NCBI's taxonomy places the organism in Eukaryota, Metazoa, Nematoda, Chromadorea, Rhabditida, Aphelenchoididae. The record is from the annotation of a GenBank genome assembly.
AUGGCGUAAGGUUACAACGUUUUUGUUACCUAAAAAAAGGUUUUACUUGAUGAAUAUUAUAUUCUUCGUGUUAAAGUUUAAAAAUUGUUUUUUGAUGGCUAAAACAAGGUUUUUUGUAGUGUUUUACCUUUUAAACAUUGAUGUUUAUAUUGUUGUUUCAAAUUUAGGUAUGAAUAAUACUUAUCAGAUGCUGGAGAGCUUUUUAUUGAGUUUUAUUUCGUGUUUGUUAAGAUGAUAAGAUGAGGGUUUCUCGAUAAAUUUAGGCAAAAACGUUUAUUUUUGAGUUUUUGCCUUUUAAAAAUCAAAAAAAAAAAAAUUAAAAUUGUUGUUUUUUGAUGAUUUCAUUUGAAUUUCUCAAAAUUCGAUAAUUUCUCGAAUUUUCCAAAUUUGCAUAUUUCGAAUUCAAAGUCUUCGUAAGCCGAAAAUGGCGAUCCUAGCUCAUUUGAUCACUUUCACAUUCCAGGAGGCGGCCGGGAUCACUGCUCUGUGUUUUGUCGACGUGGCACUUUCCUUCUGCUCCGUGCACCGUGCUCAAGGUGGUUAGGUCCAACUCUUCGGCCGCUGUCUCGAAGCUAAACCAAACCUUAUUAUGGCUGUCAGCUGAACAUGAACUGAAAUCGAGGACUCAUGGUAACAUCAAGAAAGAAUUGAGGACUAAUGGUACCAUCAGGAAAGAAUUGAAGACUAAUGGUACUUUAAGGGCCGAAUCGAAGACUAAUGGUACUAUAAGGGUCGAAUGA